Molecule: messenger RNA, 853 nt
Organism: Notolabrus celidotus (New Zealand spotty)
Lineage: Eukaryota; Metazoa; Chordata; Actinopteri; Labriformes; Labridae
Product: protease-associated domain-containing protein 1-like
Exons: 5
Coding region: 173-748 (191 amino acids)
Source: RefSeq, a predicted model, not a curated record
CUGCAACAUACGCAUGCGCAGCAAAGAAAUGGCGGAAGUGGUUGCUAACCUGAAGCCUCAGUGUACACAAACAUAAUAUCAGCCACUUAUGGAUAAGAAAGCGCUCCUUAAAAGACAACCAAACUGACGCUUCGUCUAUGUAACGCCGGGGAGCUCGACAAUUGUCUUGAAAAUGGCAAUAGUUGUUCGCACAGGGGCUUUACUGUUAUAUCUCUGGAGCGUUUUCAUGCAGCUCAGUUGCAUGUCAGGUCUAAGGGUCAAUGAACUGCUUUAUUUCCGGGUCAUCAGUCCAGAAGAGAUAGGAUAUAUAUUCAGUGCUGCACCUGCUAAAGACUUUGGGGGACAUUUUACAUCAUCCUAUGAGGAGAUUUUCCUGGUGCCAGCAAACCCAGCAGAUGGCUGCACAGACCUGGAGGACAGAGAAAUGGUUCAGGGACAAGUAAUCCUGGUAGAAAGAGGAGGUUGCUCCUUUGUACAAAAGGCCAGAAAUGUGGAGGAAGCAGGAGGCAAGGCUGUUCUAAUUGCGGAUAAUGCAGCUGACAAUGACAGUCAUUACCUUGAUAUGAUCACAGAUGGGAGCACUGCUAAACCAAGCAUACCUGCUCUAUUCCUGCUGGGACGCGAUGGGAUGAUGAUCAGACGAACCCUUCAGAGACAAGCACUGCCGUGGGCUGUCAUUUCCAUCCCUGUCAACGUUUCCUCUUUGGCCUCCUUCCCACUGAAGCAGCCUCCAUGGACACUGUGGUAGAAAUGACGCACACCCACAACUUGAUCCACUUCCUCUUUCAGUGAACAUUCCUUCAUCAUGCAUAUCCUGUCAGAUUUGAAUAAACUCUCACCUCUAUGGAAAUUA